AUGCGGGGCCGGACCGUGGACCCUCGGACCAUUUACCCAGUGUUGCCGAAACUCCUUGCCCUCCUGCCCGUGUCCUGUCAGAAGCGACUUCCCUGCAGAGCCUGCAGCCAGGACGUCUCCUCGGAAGCCACUAUGUUUCCAGAGAAGAUGAGCAAUGGGAUGCUGAGGGGCAGCAGAGACCAGGAGGCCAUGGCCGUGCCUGAGGAAGGCCCCGCCCAGCCGGGGAUCAGCCCCACCUUCAUCCUCCAGGAGACCUCACUGUGA
This is a messenger RNA of Rangifer tarandus platyrhynchus (Svalbard reindeer), 264 nucleotides long. The record is from the annotation of a GenBank genome assembly. Lineage: Eukaryota; Metazoa; Chordata; Mammalia; Artiodactyla; Cervidae.